GGCCUGGUAUUUAAAUAGGUUUUUGGUGUGCGUAAAAGCGCACGCUCCGUGUCCCUCUGGUGUGCGGGUUUGAUCCGUGGGGUUUUAUUUUAGUGUGAAAGCGCCUCCUCUGUCGCUUCCUGGAUGAGGCUGGUGUUUGCCUCCAGCUCGACGGUGUGUGUCGGAGCAGCCGUCGCCUUGUCGAGUCAUCGUUAGAACGGAGUACAGCGUCCACGGAGCCGCUGUCUGAUGGUCUGAAAACGGGGAAUAACUGUGGAUAACGGAGGAUUUAACGCAUCGAAGACGGAGCGACGGUGGCAGGAGCGCAGCGGAUGUAAUGCGCUUUUGGAAAUAGCCUUUUUUAAAGUCAGGCCGUUGCUUUUCCCCCCCCCCCUUUUGGUUGCGGCUGCAGACCCGGACACAGACAACACAGUGACAGACAGAAAGAAGUACCGGAGCAGCCGCGACACCAGCGAGCGAACUUGGCUUCUGUGGCCGGUGGGAGGUGUCUGUCUGUCGGCUGGACGAACCGCACAUCGCGGCGCCGCUCGGACGCAUUCGUGCACAAGCUUGAAACCAAGUUAGAUUUGUGUAAAUAGGUUCUUUUUUUUGGGCUUUUCGGCAACCAACUGUGGCUUCAAUGUGACGCACCACACUGAUAUUAGUGCUGAGAGUCGGAGCGGACCUCCUCUGCAGAGAAGGCAAAGGCUUUAAAUCAACUUUACAACCAUCAGAUUUCUACUGGUCCACCAAAGUCCACGCAGAUGUGAUAGAAACAAGGACUGCAGAAGACCAAGCUGGGCCGGGCUAGGCCAGGCUAGGCCUACCUAGCCCUCUGUCCGGCCUCACCAGGCAGUACAGCAGCCUCUCCAGGCAUUUCUGCCUUCAACGAGCAGAGAGGCAUUUGGCCUGUACCUAGAAAGACUUCACCCAACCUUCGAGUCAGUCAAAGACUGGAUUCCGAUCAUAUUUCAUCUAAUCGGGCUUUGGGGGGCCACACUGGUCUGUUAGAUCUUCAGUCUUUCCAUGUCUUGGUCGUCGCUCUCUGGAUGUUGGCAGCAGGAUGGAUUCGGUUGUUGAUUUGACGGUUGACACUGUACUGCAGUGCGUGCACUUCCCCACCUGUGACUGUAAUUCAUCCUCUCCAUCCCCGAUCUUUAAGCCCCUUCCUCUGUCUCGGGGCUUCCCUGUGCCCUCUACAGAAGGGCCUUGUAGAAACUGUAGACUGUCUUGUUGAAACUGUUGACAUUGGAAAGAGGAAGUUAAGUUUGCAAACAAACUACAGAGCACAAGGAGGAUUUCUAAAUUUGGUUGAUUAAUAUAUUUUUUGUUACCCAUUCCUUUUUCUACUACUGCAGAAUUACUUUUUUUUAAAUUUAUACAUACAUUUUUUGAGGUUUAACCCUUGUGAAGGAAUGUCUGAAAACAGUAGCAACAGCAAAGCAGUGAAAUUCAUUGCCCCAACCCCCCCUCCUCCCUCUGCCUCCCCCUGUCCUUCGCCCCAGAUCCUCCAGAAGAAUGUGAACGGCUCUGCUAGUUCAGACUCGCAAGUUGUGGAGAAGCUUGGUGGACACCCGGAGGUCCAGCGUCGGCGCCACACAAUGGAUAGAGACUCUAAAACAGCUGAACACCGAUUCUUCCGCCGUAGUGUCAUUUGUGACUCCAAUGCCACUGCUUUGGACCUGCCCAGCAAGGGGGCUGUGAUACUCACCUCACCUCCAGACUGUGGAGGGCCUCCCACCUUCUUCCCUCCACAGUCCUCUGCACCUGGACCUGGGCUUCGAGAUGCUGAUGGCAGGGAGGCCCCAAGAGGCUCUUACUUGCAGAGCUCAGCCCUUGAGCCCGGUCUAGGUGGAGCUGUGGCAGAGGAGCCAGUACAAACUGCUGAGGAGGAUUUAGGUGUGGGUGCACAAACAGUUGCUGUUCCCCCCAAAAGCAGUGUUGAAAGUAAUACAGAUAAUGCAGUAAAAGAGCCCAGCCCGACAGUAUUGGAUGUUACAAACAAAUCAGUAGGCAAAGAGCCUGAAAUUACAUUGCGUCCCGGAGGGUCAGAGAACACACAACUGGUAGCAAAAGAUGGGAAAGCUGAGCAUGUGGACGUGGGUAGCAUCAGCAGUCCGACUGAGGAGAAAGAAAAGGAGCCAGAAGAGGAGAAGGGCCUAGCGAAAGCACGGGCAGAGCAGAGAGAGGCCGAGAAACGAGUGCAAGAGGAUAUAGAGGAGGUGGAGACAAAAGCUGUGGGGACUUCACCUGAUGGACGCUUCCUGAAAUUUGAUAUUGAGAUUGGAAGAGGGUCCUUUAAGACUGUGUACAAGGGCCUAGAUACAGAGACUACUGUGGAAGUGGCUUGGUGUGAACUACAGGAUCGUAAGCUGUCCAAGUCAGAGCGGCAGCGCUUCAAAGAGGAGGCCGGGAUGCUGAAGGGUCUCCAGCAUCCUAACAUUGUCCGCUUCUAUGACUCCUGGGAGGGACCCUGUAAAGGAAAGAAAUGUAUUGUUCUGGUCACAGAACUCAUGACAUCUGGCACACUCAAAACGUACCUGAAGCGUUUCAAGGUGAUGAAAAUCAAGGUUCUCCGUUCGUGGUGCAGACAAAUCCUCAAAGGCCUCCACUUCCUACACACCAGAGCUCCACCCAUCAUUCACAGAGACCUGAAAUGUGACAAUAUAUUUAUCACGGGGCCCACAGGUUCAGUGAAGAUCGGAGAUUUGGGUUUAGCAACGCUUAAGAGGGCGUCCUUUGCCAAGAGUGUCAUCGGGACCCCAGAGUUCAUGGCCCCGGAGAUGUAUGAGGAGAAAUAUGAUGAAUCUGUAGACGUCUACGCCUUUGGGAUGUGUAUGCUGGAGAUGGCUACGUCUGAGUACCCCUACUCUGAAUGCCAAAAUGCUGCGCAGAUCUACAAACGGGUUACAAGUGGAGUCAAGCCCGGCAGUUUUGACAAGGUGGCCAUUCCUGAGGUGAAAGAAAUUAUAGAGGGCUGCAUCAGGACGAACAAGGACGAGAGGUACGCUAUAAAGAUCCUGUUGAACCAUGCAUUUUUCCAGGAGGACACGGGGGUCAGGGUUGAACUGGCAGAAGAAGAUGAUGGGGAAAUGAUAGCAAUCAAACUCUGGCUAAGGAUAGAAGAUGCCAAGAAGCUGAAAGGCAAAUACAGAGACAACGAAGCCAUCGAGUUCUCCUUUGACCUGAAUAAGGACGUUUCUGAAGAUGUUGCCCAGGAAAUGGUGGAGUCUGGCUAUGUGGCUGAAGGUGACCAUAAGACGAUGGCCAAAGCUAUCAAGGACCGUGUGUCUCUGAUUCUGAGGAAGCGGGAGCAAAGGCAGCUCGUACGAGAAGAACAAGAGAAGAGGAAACUAGAGGCAGAACAACAGCUUCAGCACCAGGAAGCUCAUAAAGCAUCACACACACAGGCAGAGACAGAGGACACUGAAGUGGAGCAACAGCAACAGCAGCAGCAGCAGCAGCUUCAUUAUCAGCAGUCGGGCAUCUCUCACACAUCUGAAGGAGGUGUGGACAGCGGCCAGGGUUCGUCGGUUUUCUCCUCAGACUCCCCCCACCUGGGUCAGCUGACAAUGUCAUACAGCUGUCCCCCCUCCUCCCAGCCCCACUACCCCACCACCCCCUCCGUGACCCCACAGCCACACCCCGGCUAUGCUCAGCCACCGCAGCCAAUGCCUGCGUUGCGCCGUCGUCGAUGUCGUAGCAUGUCUGUUUGUGUACCUCCUUCCUCCUACUCCUUUUCCCAUGCUCCUCAUCCUCUGGCCGUACCUCUAAAGAAGCCCUCCACCCCUCCUCCAGGCCUGUCCUCCUCCUCAUCCUCCCACAGCACCUCCUCCCCCUGCAUGCCUCUCGCAGCUGAGAGGGACACAUUCGCUGGGCGCCUCUCCAAAGCCCUGGAGACGGUCCUACCCCUUCACUCUGCUCCGUCUGUGCCCAGGGCCAGGCAGCGGAGGGCCAGCCUACCUGCCCUGUCCUCCACCCCCCAGCAUUCAAUGCCACACCCCUACAGUGGAGGAACAAGCACAGGAGGAGCAGGAGGGAACAUCCCCCUCUCAGCUCUCCCCGACCCACCGACUAUUUUUUUCCCCUCCAUCCCUGAGCGCCCAAUUUCCUUCUCACCUCCUCCGACUGGCCCUCCGAAGGCCUACAACACCCAACGACGCAAGAGCACGUCCAUUCUGGAGGCACAUACCCGACACUUCCAGCCCGCCUACACCCGCUAUGGCAGCAGCCUGCACCCAUUCUCUGGCAUGGAGGGGGUUGAGACCCCCUCUCUCUUCAUGGUAAACCCUGGGUUUGCAGCCGCUGCUCAAAGACUUGGUGUCGGAGAGCCGUUACAUCUCCCUGGACAAUCUGAUCCAAGUUUGUACGGUUUUAAAGACUUGAGAGCAGAGCAUGAGGAAGCAGUGAGGAGGUUAAGUUUAAAUCAAGCUGCCUUAUUGGACCAUUAUGAAGCAAUGGCAUAUGGAGGAUACCCAAUGACUGCACACCAACUCGGACACUUGAGUUUUCAUCAGCAAAGGCAAGCAGCAGCAGCUGCAGCUAGUUUGGGCUUCGAUCCUGGGCCACCACCUCAGCCGGGGUUCUUACACCCACACCUCAUCCAAAGAAUAAGUGCACACAGUCCCAUUCCUCCACCCAUACCUUCUAUGGGUGUGUCCGCUGGUGGCUCCGUAUCUGCAUCAUCUGACGGAGGCUAUCCACCACAGCAUGCAUCCUCCUCCUCUUUCCCUAUAUCUGCACCUCCAGUAAUGGCAGACCCUCCACCACCUACUGGAAGUGUGUUUGAGUUCCAUUUAGCUGCAGCGGCUGCAGCUGCGGCGGCUGCUGCUGGUGACCCCAGUCUCUUGGCAUCCAGACUCUAUCGAGCCAGGAGGAGCUCCAUGGAUCUCCCUCUAGAAGACAACCCGAGUACGGGGUCAGGGGGUUCGGGCUCAUACAGCCGUCUGCAGCCAGUGACAGAAGAACUGUACUCCUAUGUCAGUCCUGAGCUCCCAUUACCUCCAGGAAGUCUUCUCCUUCACCAUGCAAAUGUAACAGUAAAAGACAGAAGCCCAGAACCCUCCAGUGACUCACUGGCCUCCUCUGAUGCAGGGGAGUUUCAGUCGCCUCCUCCACCUCCACUUGUCCCUCCAUUUGACUUCUCAGCGGCUCAGUCCAUCCCUCAGUCGUCCUCUGCUGCUCUCUAUGAUUCAUCAGGGGGAGUGCUCUCCAUCGAUCUGCAGGGACAUCCGCCCUCCAUGCAGGGCUUCCUCCCUCCCACUCCAUCCUCUGAACUCCCACACGGAGGAACGUCAUCCACUCAGCUGGAGUCUCUGAUGCAGAGUGCCUGGGCCCGGCAUGGAGGGGUGGUGCCCGCCCAGCCUGAUAUGACAUACCAUGAGUCAUUGCUGGCCAUGCAGGCCAAUAACCCCUCUCUGAAGCAGGUUCAAACUCCGGGACCCCAGCCCACGUCCGGACCCCCGCUGGUCUCUGCUACUGCCCAGGCAAUUCCACCCGGGACGUCCCAGCAGGUCAUUUCUUCCAGUCAGUCGAGCAGCACAUCAAUCCAGAGCCCCACACACACAUCUCUGCCCCAGGCACCUACACAGCCCAGUGUAGCGCCUUCUACUUCUUCCGUUUCCUUGGUGACCCUCUCUUCUCCGUCAUCAUCCCUUCCUGUUACCAUGCCGACAGUGGUUGUGGCAUCCCCUCCCUCUCCUCUGCCACUUGCUGUCGGGGCAGGGCCCACUAUUGUUUCCCCUCCUCCUCCUCUUCCUCCUCCUCCUCCUCGUGUGCCCUCACCUGUGCCUCAGCCUUUGGCCACCGUGGUGCCAAUCAUCAGUGUAGUCACCGCCCCGACCGAUACGCCCAUGGAAGCCCCUCCCCAGCCUCCAGACUCAUCCCAAUCUCAACUACAACCUCCUCAACUCCAGUCAUCCAUUGAAAGUGGCCACUCUGAGGCUUCAGGUCUGAGUGACGGCAACGACGGAGGAGGUGGUCGCCAUGAAGGCCGAUCCACAAAGCGACACCAGAGGCGGUCUGUGAGAAGCCGAUCGCGCCAUGAAAAGAUCUCCAAGGCGAAGCUUAAUGUUCUGAGUAUCUCUAAUCGGGGAGACAGGGUUGCAGAGUGUCAGCUGGAGACUCACAACAGGAAGAUGGUGACCUUUAGAUUUGACCUGGAUGGCGAUAACCCUGAGGAGAUAGCACAGAUCAUGGUCCAAAGUGAGUUUAUCCUGGAGAGUGAGAGGGAGUCGUUCAUCGAGCAGGUCAGAGAGGUGAUAGAGAACGCUGAUGAGAAGGGUCUGGAGAGAGACACAAACAGCCAGAUGGCGGGCGGCAUGGAGCAGCAGAUUCCUGCCAUAUCUGUCCCCAUGCCAGACACCCCCUCAAGUGCUACUGCACAAGUGGUCCAUUCAGCAGGUCGUAAGUUCAUUGUCAGCCCCGUCCCUGAAGCCAGACUGAAGGACCAGCUGUUUCCGUCUCCUUCAUCUCCUGCUUCAGCAACACCUGCUGAAACAGUUCCUCCAGUUGCAGCUGCAGCUCCCUCACAGACUCCAGUCCAAGGUUUGGGGUUGUCCCAGUCUGCUGGAGCCAUCAGCUUACAACAGGCCUUCUCUGAACUCAAACAGAACCAGUUUGAUGCCGGGCCCAACACCGCCCCAGCCACCAUUCACUCCACCCACCCUCCUCUGCUGCCUGCGGGGGCCUCCAUGUCUGCACAGACCUCCACAGUCAGUGGACCCACUCCCACUGCUGAUCCUGCUGCUGGACUGGUCCCUUCUCAUUUGAACCAGACACAGGAGCACACUUUAGAUACCUGUCUUCCUCCUGCCUCCUCCUCCACCUCUGGGCCUCCUAUCUGUCUCAGUCCUCCUUGUUCGUCCUCCCCUCCUCCUGCGGUGGUGAAUCAGUCCAUCCUUCAGUCACAAGCUGUGUCCCAGCCCCAGGCGCAAGCACAAAUUCUGCCGCCGGCAUUCACCCAGCCUCAGACCCAAGCUCCAGUCGUCAGUGGAACCUCAGCGCUACCACCCAGCAUCUCCAGCACCACCCCCACGCAGAUAACCUCACCCCCCUCUGCCCAAAACGUUCCCUUUGUGUCCUCCCCUCCCUCUUCUGCUGCCUUCCCACUGAAUGAAGUUGCCUCCAAUCAUCGCUCCGUCUCCCCCUCCCCCUCCUCCUCCAUUCCCUCCCUCUCCUCAUCUGUCAUCCCCACCACUGCCAUCCCUGGCCCCCAGCUCGCUCCCUCUAGCUCCUCCCAUCCCACUCCUCCCUCCUCCUCCUUAUCUGUUGGGCUUCAACCUGUGACCACCAGUGUACCCUCAGUGCAGCCCACUUUGGUCCAUUCUCAGCCACAGACAGCAGCGCUGCCUGGACAAACACACACACAAUGUGGUGAUUGUGACACAAGGUGUGAGGUGUCCACUGAGACCCAGGGCAAACCAGACGACAUCCAGGCUCUGGAGAAGAAGCUGCGCUCUCUCUUCAUGGACCUUGGUGGGGGGGUCUCCUCCACUCAGGGAGACCCCAUAGCUGCUGACUCUGCCUUUGGGCCUUCCCCGGCAGGUACCUCCUCCCCAAUGGGCCCAUUGUCCACUUCCACCACAUCUGUCACCACACCAGGCCCAGGCCAGGUGGUCAACCCCCCUCAGCCCCCCUCCAGCCUGGCACUGGGGUCACUUGGGUCACCUACCCCGAUCCAGGGCCCCGGGACACCUAUCUCCACACCUGCACAGACUGUAAUCCCUGCCUCGUCUUUUGGCCAGACCACUCCAUCCAAAACCCCAGUAUCCAGGGUGCCGGCCAGCUCUCCUCCUUCAGAACUCCUGCCAUCCUUCCCUGGACUAAUUCAGUCCCAGCAGCCUCUGGAGGACCUCGAUGCCCAGCUACGGAGAGCACUGAGCCCAGAGACUGUACCUAUCAGCACACAUACUCAAGCCCCUCACAGCAGUAUACCUUUCACCAACCAGCCAAUUCCCUUCAGUCUGGAGGAAGAAACUGUGUCCACUCCUGCUCCAGCUCCCCCUCCAGGAGGAAUUAAACUGGGAAGAUUUCAGGUCUCAUUGGCUACUGAGGAGCCCCCUGCCCAACCCCCGGCCUGCACUGAAUCUUCCUCCACCACUUCCUCCUCCACCUCCUCCUCUUCCUCCUCCUCUAGCCUUUCUAGCCCAGAGAACACACUGCACAAGGCCGCAACGUCCCCCCUGAGAAGUGAAGGAGGAGGAGGACAAGGUGGAGACGUUGUGGACGGUCUCCCCCAGAAGACCUAUCUAUCCCCUAUAAAUUCCCCCUGCCCCUCCCCUAAACCCACCACAACCAUUGGACGCUUCCAGGUCACUACCAACCCUGAGGCCCGUGUUGGUAGAUUCUCUGUAAGUCGCGCCCAGGAGCAGAGCCUCGAACCCAAGCAGAGUCCUCCACCGGCUGCCCAGGCUUCCAACGGACCCAGUGAUCCCGGUCAGGCGUUGACUCCGGACUCUGCUCACAAAGCCUCCCUGCCCAGUCUAAACAACAAUAAUUCCUUCAACAACUCCUACAUCAGCAGCGACAAUGACUCGGAAUUUGAGGAUGAAGACUUCAAGCGGGAAGUCAAUCGCCUCCGAGAAAAGCACAUGCUUGAGAUUCAGGCCCUCCAUUCCCGUCAGAAGGAUGAAAUCGACAGUCUUUUCACCAGGCUGGGAAAGGUUCCUCCGGCUGCAGUGCUCCCUCCGGUUAUAGCCUUGACUGGCAGGAGGAGACGACCUACCAAAAGCAAGUCCUCAAAAUCUUCCAGAACCAGCUCCACGCAUGGCAGCAAAAGUCCAUUACAGCCAGGCAGCACUUUAUCCGCCCAGAGCGUCCCGACCAUGUACCCUGGCCAGCUGGCUCUGUUAGCCCCAGGAGGAUUAGCAGAUUCAGGCAGCAGCACUCUGCUCCAGCCCCUCAAACCCUCUCCCUCCAGUGAUAUCCUGUGUUCAGCCUACACUAGCGAGGCGGCGCUCUCUGUGCCCAGCCUGUGUGCUCCCACCCCAGGCUGUGUAAAGUUCAGCUGGGGGUCGGAGCGUUUGGCCUUCAAGCCUGGCGGCAGGAGGACACGCUUUCUGAGGAAGAUGGUGAAAAAAGUCUGCCCCUGCAACCAGCUCUGUAGGACCAAUAGUACCAACGCAGUGAGCGGUUCAGGUGGUUUGGGUCAGAGCCAGGGAGGUUCUCAGUGUCUGGCCCCAAACAUAACGGCCCCCCACCAGAGGAAAGGCACCUUCACAGAUGACCUCCAUAAACUGGUGGACAACUGGGCCAGAGACGCCAUGAACCUCUCACAGGGUAAGAGGAGUGCCAAACAGCUGCAGCAGGCUCCAGCACAGGGACACAGCUAUGAGGUUAUUCAGUCCGCCAGUCUGGGCAGGAAGUACUCGGCUCCCAGCCAGUUGUGUCCCAGCAGUAUGGGAGGCUCCGCCCACCUCCCCACAAACCCCACCACUGCUACCUCUCUGGCCGCCCGCAAGGGCUCGCUGUGCCACUCCCCUGCCUCCCAGACUCCCCCCCAGCCCCAGCCUCCCCAGUUUAUUCACUACACUCCCACAGCCGCAUACAGCGCACAGUGGUCUGGUCCAGCUCACAGCAUGUCAACCCCGCACCAGGCCCCAGCACAGCCCGGGCCCCUACUGGUCAGCACAUCCCAGCCCCUGGGCCCCUACCCAUCUGCUACUAGUGGGCAAGGCCAGAUUCCUGCACAAGGGCCCCUCCAGGCUUUCCAUUUCACCAACGCUUUGCAGAAGUCAGUCAGCAACCCGGGAGGACCCAACCUGAGGACCACGUAGGGUUGGGGAUGAGGGCUGGUUUGAUCCAUAUCCGAGUGGAGUGGAGUGGAGUAGAGUAGAGUGAGAGCUGGAUUUUCCAAGACAAAAGGAAAUAAAAAGGCCUCUGUUACCAUCUGUGUGUGUGAGAAGAUGACAUAGACACACAAUCCCCUUUCUGCUGUGCAUGACUGUGGGUUUCUGAAAGCCAGCCAAACACUCAAGGAUAAAGGAAAAGACUUGUGUGCAAUGUUAAGAGGCCAAAGAGGAGUGGGGUUGGUGUUAAUAACAUCAGUGUGUAAGGUGUAGUGUAUAGGCUUUAAUGGUUCUAUUUCAUGCUCUGAAGUGAAUAUAAAGGCGGAUCGCACAAUCAUCCAUGCUACAUGGUGGAGGAGAGAUAGAACAUAAAACAGAGGGGGAGGGAAGCGGUGGUCAGUUUUAGCCUUUGUGUCCAUCUGCACUUUUAUCACAAGCAUACAUAAAUGCACCUUGUUUGUUGAAUUGGUGUAAAAGUAUGUGGGCACUCAAUAAAGAGGUAGCAGGUGGACACAAAGCGGAGCAGGCUGACCAUCAUAUGAAAGGUAGAACACUUACACUUCAGUGUCAACAUCAAAUGAUGCACAUCACACAAGUGUGCAUGAGGCUAUAUCACUCUUAAACUGAGCAGCAGUAAUGUUUUUGACUACCAGUUAUCAGUUUGCAUUUUCACACUUAAUGCUUACAGGAAAUGGGAGCAAAUUAAAAUAAUGAUAAAUCGGUUUAUCUUUAUGGUCACUUAUUUUUACAGUAUUCGUGAAGUCAUUUUCUUUCUAAAAUCAGUUCAAAGCACAAAAAUGUCAAGAACAAAUACAACGCUCAUUUGGAGCUAAACUGACCUUGAGUUUGGUUUAGAGGUGGUGUAGCCCAGCGCUUGGUGUGGUUUUGAUAUGUUAGCUUCUCCUGGAUGCAGGAAAAACAGUAGAUAAAGUGAUAAGAGAGGUGAUAGUGGGAGCAGCAACUGAGUAUGUCAAAUAACACCUCACCUGUUUCCUCAUGUGCUUAUCUUCAACCUGCCGUGUGCAGCCUUGAUGGCGUACUAAAUGGAAAUAGAGAGGCCUCUGCACACCAAACGCCUCUUCAACAUCACAACUCCACCUCUUCCCCCAUCCCUCUCUCCACCUCUCUGUUGCCAUUUGAAGCAAUAACAGCAGAAACCUUUUAGAGAAACAUGAGAGCUAAAGAACUCUGUAUGAAAAAGUGGCCUUGUUAUCAGAAUAAUAUCAGAGUCCGUGUACAGUUUGUAUCUGUUAAUUUUAUGAUGAUUCCAUUUUCUGUUCUGUUAGUUUUUUGUUAUGUUGGAUUUCUUUUGCUUGCUGCCAGCUAGCAGUCUCACACUCACAAACACACACAUUCUCAGAGGCGUAGCAGCCAUUCAACAGACAGAUUUAUAGACUAAUGCCUCUUUUUAGUGUCAUCAUUAGGCUGGUUUCAACAUUUGGGUUGAAAUGAUUAUAAUGUACAUUAUUAUCAUUGUUAUUUUGUUGUUAAUGAUUAUUAUUCUGUUUAAAAAGAAACAAAACAAAAACGUGUUCUGUCAAUGGACCUGUUAUACUUGCACAUCGGUGUACGAUGUGGAAACACUGUGAUUAUUGUUGUUUAUUAUUAGCAAAUGUUGUUGGACAACAUUAGUUUUAGAGUGAAAUAUCACGAAUUAAAAAAACAAAAACAUACAGAGAACCGUUUGGGGUCCUUUCACUUUCAAUUCACUGCCUUCAGUAAAUGGAUUAUUAUCGUAAUGUGAAAAUUGAAACCUCCUUUUGUCCAUACAUGUCCUUACAUCCAAACACUAAGGACAUAUUCCAAAGCAAAUGCCUUACCAACAAUGAAUCAACUGCAGUUCAGUCUUUAUAACUGACUGAAUUGAAAGUUGAAACUGACCUCCAAGCUGGGUUUAUAAAGACAAACCGGAGUGAACGGCAGGAUAGUCGAUAUUUAGAUAAUAAAGUAAUGCUAGCUAUUUUUUUCUUAAUACAGUACUUAUAUAUCAGACACUUUAAAUAGCCCUCCUCUUCCCUUUCUCCCCUGGUUUUGUUAGAUGAAUGUGAAUGUAUAAACCAAUGGUGUCCAUUUUAAUGUACUUGAAGAAACGUCUAUUAUUUCCGCUCUCUUUGCAUCCCCUGAAACCCCGCCCCCCCUCCCCCUAGAGCCUCUAGUGAACACUGGAGGGACUUACUAGUGCCUUGCAUCCUUCCUGUUGCUUCUUCUGUCUGGGUUCAAGGACUUGGGUUAAAGUUAUCACACCUGACACCAGUGUAGUGUUGGAUAGUCACUUUGGAGUUGGUUCGACCUGGUUGCUUGUGGAGCAGGCAUGCAGUAGAUUGGUGCGUAAUGAUGGCUGUUGUUUAGCUGCAGUGUGUGUAGUUUGUGGUUAAUUCACUUUAAUUUAAAAGAUUCAAGUGUGUGUUUAUGCCAAAAUUUGACAUGCCAAAACAUUUUUCCCAUACUGGAUUAAAAAAAAAGAUAAUCACUAACUGCAUAGCUUUACCCUUUAAAGUGAUGAAAAGAUGAAGUGACCCUAACUCUGCUGCCAUCGAAACCAAUGAGACAAGUGAGGACAAUGGACGAGGCCACCUUUUAAAGUCAGUGUUUUCUUUUUUCUGUGAAGUGAGACCUGAUGAGAUCUGGCUGUGUGGCCUAGUUAACACCACCUACAGGUAAAAGGAUUGAGAGAACAUGAGAGGAAUUUAUCAGUGCCGUUUUUUGGUUUUUCAGGGUUUUAAACAUAGAGACGGGGAGAACCAGGGUGAAUAUGUUUUUUUCAGUUUUAUGGAGGGAGUUGUUGAAGAUUGUAAUUGAAGCUUGGACCACUCUGUACUUUAGAGGCACUGGCCCAGGUGCAGCAUACAGUCAGCAGAGGACGCAUUGACAUAAAGCUUUUUCUCAUGACCGUUCAGCUUUAUGUUUCAGCACUGAAACUGACGCUGAGUGCACAAUAAACAACCCAAAAUGCAAUGAUGUCCUACUUGCACUGUCAUUUGAGGUUAAGUUAGUGAGAAAGCGAUGCUGUGGUCUAAAUGUCCAGCUGGUUGUAAAACAGUGAACGCCUCAUGCUAAUACCAGAUUAAUACAUAUUUAUGCACAAAUUUCUACUUGAUUUUUGCCAAUUGUUUUGUUCAAUAAAGGUACAUUUACCCUCCAUGAAUUAGGAGUGAAAUAACCGCAAUUUAGACAUUAACCUGACAGAGAAAGAACACCAUCCCUGUGCGUUGUCAUCAGUCAGGGUGUUUUAACAGACAUGAACUUUAAGUACAGACCGAGACUGGCCUUGACCACAGUUAAAGAUGUCAGCUAUCUUACCUUUAAAAACAAAAAUCAUCAUUUAUCAGGCCAGCAGCACCGUCUUUUACCCAUCUGAUCGGUAAUGCCUCCUCAUCUGAGAAUUGCUGCUAAUGGGCAAAAUGUUUUCUCCUUCACUUUUCCACAUUAAGGUUAUUAUAAAAGUGGUCGAGGGGAUUGUGAGGCGUGAAUGGCUUUGUUAACGGUUGUGAUGGUUGUUGAUUGUAAUGCCGGUGAUGAAUGAUGGUGGUUGUAGAUUCAAGGCCUUUGACAAACCCUGUCCUGUUUCUGUUUUCAUCUAACAAAUGAAACAUAUCUGGUACAAACUUUAACAUUCUCUCUCUUUUCUUAGCUGGGAGUGGGUGUUCCAUUUAAAAACCUGUUACUUUGUAAAAUUUGUAUAAAAAAAAAAUUUGCUUUUGCCUGUUUUGUGAUAUUUCUCAUUUCUCAUGAAUAAUAAUGCAAUGUUUUUACUACUAGGUAAGUUUGGUUGAAGCUGUGAAUAAUCGUUGAGCCACUUUGCUUUAGUUCUGUCUUUACAUUUAUCCUGAUUUGAGAAGUCAGAGUUUUAAUGAUGCCACCAACCCAGUGCCAUUUGACUUCCUGAGUAGAAAAGUGGAAACAUCAGGUGAAGAAUAAGGAGCAUAUUGACCUGCUUUUACUCACUGGAGCUGUUUUGGUUUCCACAUAACAUCCUGGAUUUGUCACUUCGUAGCUGCUCGAGCCUUAAAUGAUUUCCACAGCAGAUUGAUGUUUUUUUGUGUGUCUCUGUUGCAUAAUUACUUCUACAAAUGGAACAUUUACUGUGCAGCCACAAAAGAAAUCUUAUGGAAAGUUACACUAUCAAACUCUGAUUUAGAGUCAAACAUCCUUCUAGUUUAUUGUGAAGUUUUUUAUGUUAAAGUGGAGUGCUCUUACUGUGAAACUCAUCCAGUGUGGGCUCUCUUAUUGUGAAGUUUUCCUGAUGUUUAAGUGGAAACAUAAGAUUCUUUCUCUGGUGAAGCAAUAGUAGUUUUAAUUCAGUCAUAUUAGAAUUAGAUUCAGAUUUUGUCUGUGUUUUCACAGUUGUUGCCUGUUCAGGAAUCACUUACCCUUUAUGCUUGUACUGUAUAAAGUGUCCACAUGUUUAAAAAAAAAAAAAAAAAAAAGAAAAAAAAUGCAUUUCAGUUCAGCAACAACAACACACAGAGACGAAUAGAUUCAUUCAGUGCAUCUUCUUGCUGUUUCAUGUAGCCUGCUCCUGUGGAAUGACAUCGAGUCUCGAGCACAGCAAUAUGUUAAUUCUGUUUUGUUUUUUUUUUUGUUUUUUUUAUUUCUCACUUAUUUUACCUGCAGUUCAGUGUCUCUAGAAGCACCUAACUUAAUUCAGUGGUUUCAUUUUCUGUAUUGUGUUUGAAAUUGUACAAAAGUGGUCGGGUUAAAACAAUACAUAUGGUUGAAUGAAAGAAAAAAAACACAAAAUGUAGAUGUAGGGAGUCAUCGGCAGCCUUUAAUGGUAUGUUUUGCACUAAGUAUAGAGUGUUCAAGCUUCAUAAU
Messenger RNA from Sphaeramia orbicularis (orbiculate cardinalfish), 14582 nucleotides. RefSeq names its product WNK lysine deficient protein kinase 1b (gene wnk1b). NCBI's taxonomy places the organism in Eukaryota, Metazoa, Chordata, Actinopteri, Kurtiformes, Apogonidae. Bases 1395 to 9755 code for a protein of 2786 amino acids. Gene Ontology annotation, biological process: protein phosphorylation. The record is from RefSeq and is a predicted model, not a curated record. The transcript has 39 exons. Gene Ontology annotation, molecular function: ATP binding; protein serine/threonine kinase activity.